Messenger RNA from Micromonas pusilla CCMP1545, 825 nucleotides. RefSeq lists its product as uncharacterized. The coding region runs from base 1 to 825 and encodes 274 amino acids. The record is from RefSeq and is a predicted model, not a curated record. NCBI's taxonomy places the organism in Eukaryota, Viridiplantae, Chlorophyta, Mamiellophyceae, Mamiellales, Mamiellaceae. The transcript has a single exon. Gene Ontology annotation, biological process: positive regulation of SREBP signaling pathway.
AUGACGACGCGUCGCGAGCGACCGCGCCGCGCGUCGACCCUCCUCCUCCUCGUCGUCGUCGCGUGCCUCGCGCGCGCGCCGCGAGGCGUCGACGCGGAGACGGGGAUUCCGCGCGUGCGGCUCGCGCCCUCCUCCGGAUCCUCCUCCUCCUCCUCCUCCUCCUCCGCCUCGUGCCGCGUCGCGGUCGAGAACGGGCGCGAGGUCGCGGACAGCGCCGGCGCGACGUGCGCGCCGACCGCGCUCGCGCCCGACACCGGCUGCUGCGCGGCCGCGAUCGCGCGCGCGAGCGACGAGACGUGCGCGGACGCGUGCAGCGCGAAGCGAUGCUGCGACUCGUACGCGCGAUGCGUCGUGUGCUGCGACCUUCGCGCCGCGAAGAGGGCGUCGAGCGCGCUUCAGACGUCGAGCGGCGGCGGCGACGGCGGCGAAUCGCGCGAGGAUGAGGACGACGAGGAGGUCGCGCCGGUGUCCCCGAUGCAUCCGACGAUGUGGCGGAAGUGGCUCCUGACGCACGACGUCCGCGCGGAGACCGAAGACCGCGCGGAUGGGGGCGAGAUCCGAGGCGAGACAUUCUCCGACGGCGGCGGCGAGCGCGACGCGCACGUCGUGUCCUCGUUCGAGUACUGCGCACACCGGUGUCGCACGAACAGCGCGGUGACGAAGUACGAGAACGAGUUCCAGGACGCGAAGCAUCACUGUUUCGGGAGCGUCUACGCGGAGAGCGUCGGCGCGGACGACACGCUGUCGCCGGGACGCGAGAAGCUUCACGAUCAAAACGGAGACUUUCGCAUCGUGAACGGCGAGGAGCGGACGCUGAAGGACUAG